AUGAAGAAGCAAAAAUCAAUACCUGAACCCAACUUCAAUCGGUUUGAUCUUCUCUCUGAUGAGAUAGUUUUCUUAAUUCUUGAUUCUCUCGAUGACCCACUUGAUAAAAAAUCAGUUUCUCUUGUUUGUAAAUCAUUAUAUGCUAUUGAAUCUCGCCAUAGGAAGAUCUUGAAACCCCUUCGUUCAGAACACAUGAAGAAAAAUUUGAUUCGAUACCCUUUUAUUUCACAUCUCGAUCUUUCAUUAUGCCCGGUAAUUACAGACAGUUCUCUAGGUGUAAUAUCAGGGUAUUGUAAAGAAACGUUGAGGUCAAUUAAUCUUUCAAGGCCCAGGUUUUUUUCCCAUGUUGGAUUAUCAAAUUUGUUAGUGAAUUGUAGGAAUUUGGUAGAAAUUGAUUUGUCAAACGCCACGAAUUUGAAGGAUUUGGCCGCGGCCUCUAUAGCCGAGGCGAAGAACUUGGAGAAAUUGUGGUUGGUUAGGUGCAAAUCUAUCACUGAUAUAGGAUUAGGGUGUAUUGCUGUGGGUUGUAGGAAGCUGAAAUUGCUUAGCUUGAAAUGGUGUUUUGGUGUUGGUGAUUUGGGAGUGGGAUUAAUUGCUGUCAAGUGUAAGGAAAUUCGCAGUUUGGAUCUAUCGUAUUUGCCGAUCACAAACAAAUGCUUAUUUCAAGUCCUAGAGCUGCAACACCUCGAAGAUUUGAUUCUAGAAGGAUGUUUUGGUAUUGACGAUGACAGCCUUACAGCACUUAAACAAGGAUGCACAUCGUUGGAGACACUUGAUAUGUCGAGAUGUCAGAAUGUCAGCCACAUCGGUUUGUCUUCUCUAACUAGUGCUGCUGGAUGUUUGCGGCAACUUAGCUUAUCUUAUGGUUCUCAGGUGGAUCUUGCUCUUGCUGAUAGUUUGCAAAAACUGUCCAUGCUUCAAUUCAUAAAAUUAGAUGGUUGCCAGGUUACGUCUUCAGGACUUAAAGCCAUUGGAAUCUGUUGUGUAUCACUCACGGAACUGAGCUUAAGUAAAUGCUCGGGAGUGACAGACGAAGGACUCUCCUCUCUUGUAACGAAAUGUGUAGACUUGAGGAAACUAGAUGUCACCUGCUGCCGCACAAUAACUUAUGCUUCUGUUGCCCACAUAACGAAUUCUUGUACCUCCCUCACUUCCCUCAGAAUGGAAUCUUGCACUAUGGUUUCGGCCGAAGCAUUCAUUUUGAUAGGACAGCGGUGCCAGUUUCUCGAGGAGCUUGACCUUACGGAGAACAAUAUUGACGAUGAAGGCCUGAAAUCCAUCUCGAGGUGCUCCCAACUUGCAAGCUUAAAGUUGGGAAUUUGCCCAAACAUAACUGACAAGGGGCUUAUCCAUAUUGGCAAUUGCUGUUCAAAACUUAUAGAACUAGAUUUGUACAGAUCUGCUGAAAUUACUGAUUCUAGUAUCUUGGCAAUCGCUCGUGGCUGCACGCUCAUUGAAACUAUCAACAUAGCCUAUUGUAAAAAUAUUACCGAUCGAUCAUUGGUGUCAUUGUCAAAGUGUUCAAAGUUGAAUACUCUAGAAAGCAGAGGAUGUCCUCUUAUUACAUCUUUCGGUUUAGCAGCUAUUGCUAUGGGAUGCAAGCAACUCACAAAAUUAGACAUAAAAAAGUGUCAAAAUAUUGAUGAUACCGGAAUGGUUCCUCUUGCUUACUUUUCUCAAAACCUCAGACAGAUAAAUUUGUCGUAUACCUCCGUUACAGAUGUAGGCCUAUUGUCCCUGGCAAAUAUAAGAUGUCUACAGAGUAUGACUGUUCUCCACCUCGAGUGUUUGACUCCCAGUGGACUAGCAGCCGCACUAUUAGCAUGUGGAGGACUAACGAAAGUGAAGCUUCCAUUAUCAUUCAAAUCAUUGUUGCCACCACCUAUUACCGAACAUUUGGAAUAUCGCGGCUGUGUUUUCCAAUGGAGAGACAAAGCAUUCCAGACUGACUAUGAUCCCAAAUCUUGGAAACUACAGUUAACCGAGGAGGAAUGA
Messenger RNA from Fraxinus pennsylvanica, 1995 nucleotides. The record is from the annotation of a GenBank genome assembly. NCBI's taxonomy places the organism in Eukaryota, Viridiplantae, Streptophyta, Magnoliopsida, Lamiales, Oleaceae.